GUGCAGGCGGUCCCCAGCAUCCCUGCAGCAUCUCAGGUACAUUUCCUGGGUUGCAUCAUACCCGUCAGUUUAACUCGCGUCACCCUACACAAUGGAUUCACAACUCGGCCCACCACCUUCGAGUAUACGCAUCCUGUCGCUCAAUUGCUGGGGCCUCAAGUUCAUUUCCAAACUCCGCAAUGAGCGCCUUACCGAAAUAGGAAAUCAGAUCGCCGCCGCCAGUCCGCAGCCAGACAUUGUAGGGCUCCAGGAGUGCUGGACGCAGCAAGACUACAAUGCCAUUCGGGAGAAGACACAACAUAUACUGCCUUAUGGCAAGUUCUACCACAGCGGAAUCUUUGGUGGUGGUUUAGUCAUUCUGUCAAGAUGGCCUAUUCUCGAGAGCAACAUGGUGCGGUAUCCUCUGAAUGGACGGCCUGCUGCAUUCUAUCGCGGCGAUUGGUUCGUGGGCAAGGGAGUCGCAUGUGCGAGGAUUCAGAUGGGGCCGUCCAAGAGAGACAUCGCAGAGGUGUUUUGCACGCAUCUUCACGCCCCGUACGAACGCGAACCACACGAUUCCUACAUCUGCCACCGAACAGCCCAAGCGUGGGAAAUCACAAAACUCAUGCGCGCAGCGGCUGAACGCGGACAUCUCGUCAUCGGCAUGGGCGACUUCAACAUGAUCCCCUUAUCCCUCGCACACCGCAUCAUAGAAACGCAUUCGCCUGUUCGAGACGUAUGGCGCAUCCUUCACCCUGAAUCCUCCAUCGGAGCAGCGAAAGACAAGGUCGAGCAAGUUCGCGGCGUACCAAUGCCAUCUGCGCAGUUCAAUAUGACUGUCAAUGGAGCAACAUGCGAUAGUGAGCUGAACUCCUGGCGAUGGAACAAAGGACAACAGAGACGUCUCAAUAAGGGCGAAAAUGUGCAGAUAGAUCCUGCCGUCCCAGACCCGAACGCGAAGCGACUUGACUACGUCUUCUUCAGCAGCGGUCGAUACCACCAUCCGGAGACAAAGGAGGAGACAGCGGAGUGGGAGCUCAAGGAAGCCAAUGUAGGCAUGGCGAUGCGUCAUCCUACGCUACACUGUUCCUUGAGCGACCAUUUCUCUGUCGAAGCGACAUUGACGAGAACCUCUACUGAUCCAUCAGCCAUACGGCUAUCUCCAUGGGCACUGCCUGAGCAAUAUCUGCCCAUCGAGGUCUACGAUGAGAUCAUGGCAACCAUACUCAAGUACCAGGUCCGAGAAAGGAUCCAGCGCAAGCUGCGCAUUGGUCACUUCUUCUACCAGCUCUCUUUCUCCGUUGGCUGUCUGAUUGGUGUCUGGUGGUCACCCAAGAACUACGUUGCCUUCAUACUGAUGCUAUUGAGCACGCUGGGAUUUAGCGUGGGUGUCAUCGAUGGAUUGAUGGGGUUGUUGUUUGUUGGUAGCGAGAUGAGGGCACUCAAGGAAUUCGAGUGGGAGGUCCGAAAUACCAGAGAGCGGGCGCUCGCGAAAGCCCUCGCGAUGAGCGAAUCCCAGCCACAGCAGGCCAGCGGCGGCCAGCAGCAAGGUCAACAGCUGCUACGCCCCGAUGACAUCCUCAAGCUACAAUGUCUUCCCGAAGACGAGAAGCAGAAGUACCGCUUGAUCAUGCAGAGCUCUUGGAACAUCUUCAACAACAACCCGCAGGGCAGCCAGGAGAAUACCACGGCGCGUCAGAAGCUGACGGACUGGUCGCAAAAGUUCAUCGCGCGCGAACGCCAAUAUCGCGCAAAGAUGAAGGCACAACAGCAACAGGGAAAUCAGAAUCAAGGACAAGCUGGACAGUCAAGUGCAGCCGGCCAGCAGAACCCCAACGCGGUCAAGCAGGAAGGGGGUCAAGGUCCCAAUGGAGGAGCUGGUGGUGCCGGCGCGCAACCCAACCAGCAAAACCAAGGACAACAGCCCAACCAAGGCCAGAACCCAGGGCGCGGCCAGGUUGAUCCUGCCAUCGUCAAGCAUGUCCACGAGUUCCCCAUGCAGGGACCUACGAAUGGACCGGCGCCAGGCACACCCGAGUACGAAACCAAAAUCAAGGAGUACCGGUCUGGUUAUCUGAACAUGCUUGCCAAACAAGCUUCCUUUAACGAACAGAGACGGAGACUUGUUCAUCAGCUUACCGAAAGGCAGAACAAUGGGCAGGAACUACCUCAGGAGCAGCUCAUGAUGAAGGCCAAUAUUGAGAAGGAGUCUGCCAAGAUUAAGGCUCAGAUUGACAAGUUCCGUGCCAUGCAGAAGCAGUGGAAGGAGGAGCGCGAGGGAAAUGCGCAGGGCCAGGCUCAGGCGCAACCUCAGGGCCAGAACACAGCGCAAUCGCCCCCACAGCAGCAACAGCAGCAGCAACCGCCGCAACAACAGCCCCAAGCGCCUCAGCGCCAGCCUUCACAACCUAGCAUGCCAGCGCAGCCCCAAGUGAAAGAGGAGCCGCAGAUCAAGAUUGAGGGCGGACAGACACUACAACCACAACCCCAACAACAAUCGCAAACCCAAUCCCAACCCCAACCUCAGUUCAACAUGCAGGCAAAUCAAGGGAACCACCAGCAGGGCCCGCCGCAACAGCAACAUAAUCAACAACACAACCAGCAGAUGCCGCCUUCACUUCCGCAGCAGCAACAAAUGCAGCAAGGACAGCAGCAAGCUAGACCUCCGCCAGGGCCUCAUGCGCAGACAAUGCCUCCGAACCAGAUGCCGCAAUUUGCGCAGGGACAACAGCAACAGAACUUUCACCAGCAACAACAGCAGCGACCUCAGAUCAACCCCAUGCAAGCGAACGCGCACCAGCAGAGCAAUUCACCACACCCGCAAUCCGCCGCCUCCAACGCGCCCGGCCCACCAAUCCCUCUCUCUCACAGCGCCGCCGUCAGCGCCGCAAACCGUUCCUACACCGAUCCGCAACGCACAAACACACCCAUGCAGCAAGGCGGACAAGGCGGCAACUUUGGGAGUCGCGAGCGCGAGCAGCUCAACAACCCCAAGAUGCCUAUCCCACGCCAUCUCAACGUGACCUCACCACAGGCCGUCCACAUGGGCCAAUCUCGACCUACUAUGAGCGGCCCUACCAACGGCGCGCCAGGACCCAUGGGCCAGCCCGUUAUCCCGCGUCCACCCCCCUUCCAGCUCGAAGGUGAAGGCGACCGCGUGCUCAGCAAGCGGAAGCUAGAUGAGCUCGUAAGACAGGUAACCGGUGGAUCAGAAGAGGCCUUGACACCAGAAGUCGAAGAGGCCGUCCUCCAACUCGCCGACGACUUCGUCGACAACGUCAUCAGCAACGCGUGCAAGCUUAGCAAGCUUCGCGACUCGCCCCAGCUUGAUAUCCGCGAUAUUCAAGUCAUACUCGAGCGCAAUUACAAUAUCCGUAUUCCAGGAUAUGCGUCGGAUGAGGUUAGGACGGUGCGCAAGAUUGUUCCUGCGCAGGGCUGGGCGAACAAGAUGAGUGCGGUUAAUGCGGCGAAGGUUAUGGGUGGGAAGGCGGACUUUUAGUCUGGGUCUGAGGGGGAGGUAGAGGAGGAGGGAAUGGGGGUAGUGGAGGAGGAGGGAGAGGCAAUAGUAGAAGAGGAGGAAAACCAUCAUUAUCCUAUUGCUGCAGAAAGCGAAAACGAUGGAGAAGGAGAAG
Molecule: messenger RNA, 3611 nt
Organism: Alternaria rosae
Lineage: Eukaryota; Fungi; Ascomycota; Dothideomycetes; Pleosporales; Pleosporaceae
Exons: 4
Coding region: 92-3478 (1128 amino acids)
Biological process (GO): DNA-templated transcription initiation
Cellular component (GO): transcription factor TFIID complex; cytoplasm
Molecular function (GO): protein heterodimerization activity; sphingomyelin phosphodiesterase activity
Source: RefSeq, a predicted model, not a curated record